Molecule: messenger RNA, 357 nt
Organism: Morchella importuna
Lineage: Eukaryota; Fungi; Ascomycota; Pezizomycetes; Pezizales; Morchellaceae
Exons: 4
Coding region: 1-357 (118 amino acids)
Source: RefSeq, a predicted model, not a curated record
AUGACUCUCAUCCCAACCCGUGCACUCACAACCAUCAUCUUCCGUGAUGCGAUUGUCUCGACAUCGUGGGGUGGUGAAAUCUCGGAGGGUGGGGAUAGCACCAUGUGUUUUCUUUACCAAAUCCAAAAUAUGUUCGGACCACCACUCGUUCUUCUCGGCCACUGCUACGAAAGCCUGGUUUUACCCUCAUCUUCACGCGCCGCCGCUGCCACCACAACAUUCUCAGUGAUUUCGAGGUCCAAGUAUUCUACAGAAGAAACUUCAAAGUCUAAAGUCCAAAGCCUCCACGCUCUCGGAAGUUCUCGUCGCCGCCCUCAACACAACAUUCUCGGUUAUCUGGAAGUCCGGGUAUUUUAA